GCAUCAGAAUGAAGGGGAGGGAAACUUCAAUUUGGCGUCUGGCGGUCCGUUGAAUUACUUAGACGCGCUCAGUCUGUCUGGUUCGCAGCGUAGCAGAAGCUGCAUCUUCUUUGUUUUUCUUUCCCCUGUUUAUUUAAGGACCGGAUCAAUGGAAAAUAAACCGACACGCGGAAGAAAGCGACUCUGACACUUUCUGACCCUGGAUACAAACGGCGUUUCGCCAGUGAUAAUCUGAUGCUGUGAGGAAUAAAGUGUAUCUGCUGAGAGGAAACCAGCGUCGGUCAUGAGUUUACAAGCUGUGAGACUGGAUAUAUGAUCAAAGAUACACUUUUAGGAAGGGAUUUUCAUAUGCUAAAGCUUGUAUUCAUUUCAUAUUCGAUAUGACACGGCAGGUUAUCAAGCUACUGAGGUGAAUGUGAUGCACUUUAAACUUUGUUUACAUGGAUUUUUUGCACUGAAACCAAAAUUUAUUUGAGAUUUACUAUUUCCUCAUAUGUUUAGGCUCGUUUUUUCUGCCUUUUAUUAGUGAAUUCAGCACUGGAAAGUCUUGUUUACUAUUGAUGGACUGCCAGUGUUGAUAUUUUCAGCACUGAUGAUGGGAAGAAUGUAUUAUAUGCACUUGGGAAUGGACUUUGGGAAUGUCUUCUGAUUUGGGAAGGAUGAGCAACGGACCCACUAUCGUCUACGAGUGGCUAAAAACCCUCCAGCUGUGUCAGUAUGUGGAGUCAUUUGUUGACAAUGGUUAUGAUGACCUGGAGGUGUGCAAACAGAUAGGAGACCCUGACCUGGAUGCCAUCGGUGUCUUCACUCCACAUCACCGGGAAAAGGUUCUCCGGGCCGUGGAGAGACUCCGAGAUGAAGACAAGAAGACGGCACCGGGACUGUAUUUCACCCUUGAACCGCUUCCACAUGGCACAUGCCCUCAAAUUAGUGACUGCAAACAGAAAUGCACCAAGUCUGGUCAGUUCUACUUGGGACAGGCCCAGGAUCGGACUCUCCAAUGACAUCAAAGCUCUAGAGAACCACAAGAGCCGGUGGUGUAUCCUAAACUCAAGCUGAAGAUAAUGAUAAGGGAUAAGCUGGUGAAGGAUGGAAUUGACCUCAGCAAAAUGCCCUACUCUUAUAAAGUCCCGAUCCGCGUUUCCGGUUGUUUUGCUGUGUUUCUCUGUCCCGCUCUGGCGGUUGCGCUCGGAUGGUUUGAGGUUCGCCCCAAGAAUCUUCUUCUGUACACUGACUGUGACGUCCUGUCACUAUGAUGAAUGGUCACUGAAAAGCCAUCACAUCCGAUUUGUUUCUCCUCUUACCUUUUGUUUUCCAAAAAUCCAGAUUUUUUUUUUUUCAGUGGAUUGAGAGCAUCCUAGUGGAAACAGUGAUAAUCACACAGCUGCGGCCUCGCUGUAUUUUGUGUGCCGUUCGCAAAGUGCCACUCCCUCAGGACACACAGCAUGCUCUAUUUUCUCUUAUGACGUCCAACAUUAUUUCCGUUACCAUCUUUAUUAGAUAUGCUAACGUUAAGGUCUGUA
Onychostoma macrolepis is the source of this 1523-nucleotide messenger RNA. Its product is annotated as sterile alpha motif domain-containing protein 5-like. The record is from RefSeq and is a predicted model, not a curated record. Gene Ontology annotation, molecular function: protein binding. Lineage: Eukaryota; Metazoa; Chordata; Actinopteri; Cypriniformes; Cyprinidae.